Molecule: messenger RNA, 1563 nt
Organism: Pocillopora damicornis (cauliflower coral)
Lineage: Eukaryota; Metazoa; Cnidaria; Anthozoa; Scleractinia; Pocilloporidae
Molecular function (GO): protein binding
Source: RefSeq, a predicted model, not a curated record
AGAUGUUACAUGCGAUCCUGUCGUUGCAAGGAUUUCGGUUUUAGAGAACCCCUGGAUCCACCACAGCACAUAACUAGGUCGAUCAGAAAAUACUGGGGUUUUCGUUGUACACGCCGCACUUCGCAUACUUCAAUUUAAGCUUCGACAUCUACGACUUCGUGCGGGGUCUUUUAUAUUUCUAAACGAAUUUGGAUAUUGGCUACGUACUCGAAACAGAUGAAGGCCGUGUUUUAAGACAGCAAGAGUGGAAACAGUUUGUCAGCUGUGGAACAUUGCUUUGUCAGCUUGGGAUCAGAGAGGACAUUUGAUUUGCACCUCUUUGUUUACUUGCGUGGAUAAGAGAGAUGUCGUCUUCUUGUCUAAACCAAGCCGUGUGUUCUGGAAGACUUCACCAGAUUCGUUUGCUUUUGGAUAUCGGUGUUAAACCAACCAUAGUUGACAAUGAGGGUCGUACGCCUCUUAUGAUGGCGGCAUGCGGUCCUAAGGAUUCCUUAGCGACUCGAAUUGCUCGUCUUCUGUUAUUCCGGGGAGCUCAGGUGGAAGCCGUUGACAACCAAGGAAGGACUGCUUUGUCAUACGCCUGCCAACAUGGACAUUGUAAGCUAGUUAAACUUCUCGUAGACGACGACUGCGAUAUUAAUUUGGCCGACAAGGUUGGCAAUACCCCCCUGAUGUACGCGGCUAUGUCGGGCAGUGUACCCACAUUGCGUGAAGUGUUAAAUGUCGUGUUAAAAUACAGACUUAGUGUGGAUUUGAGAAACAAGAAGGGCUUUUCUGCUUAUUUGUUAGCGGCCAAAAUGGCCAACGGCGAAUGCGCGCGGAUCCUAAAAACCGAAGCGAAUGCGUCGGUUGAUGCGCGGGACACGGAAUUUUUCUUAAACGGCAAAGAGUGGGCCAAGAAGGUUCGACGAAACUUGGAAAAAGAGAAACUUGAGAGGUCCGUGCAGAUGAAAACUCAGCGACCUCGUCCGCAGACUUCGCUGGAACUCGGUCGCGUGGACAAAGUUGCGAUUACACCGCGCAAUUCGCGGACACUUUCGCGACUAACAACCUAUAGUGAGCCCGCGGUGACUAGAAAAAUUGGCGUAGUGGAAAAGUGGGUGGUAAUUCAUAAAGACCUUGAGCGUGAUAGUGAAGGGGAGAUUACACGUGUUAAAAGUGCCUCUUCAACGUCUUACAGCAGCAGACGGAGUACCAUUCCUCCAGUAGCGCGCACACUCACGCCAGAUCUACACGCCAUAUUUAAUCAGUACGUGAUAGUUGACAAUAGGCCAGCGGUCACCGUAGCUGAUCGCAGGCCACCCUACGGCCCGUCUUCACGAAAGAUAAACGAAUUACCUGCGAGACUUUUGAUGAGAGAGGCUAGAAAUUCUCGAGUAGGCGCCAUGACCCGCAAAAAAUUUUCCAUAGCCAGAUAAAAUGUACAGGUUUUCGUCGUUCGAUGUGAUUUGUAAGUAUGAAAAAAAUAAAGCUAUGUGUGUGGGGGGACACGGCCAUAAUAAAAGGCGUUACACGAAAUUGAAAAUACUUGUGAUAUAGACGUGCUGCUUGGUGGAAAUGGAU